Neodiprion fabricii is the source of this 1739-nucleotide messenger RNA. Its product is annotated as glycerol-3-phosphate phosphatase. The record is from RefSeq and is a predicted model, not a curated record. The transcript has 4 exons. Gene Ontology annotation, molecular function: phosphatase activity. Gene Ontology annotation, cellular component: cytoplasm. The coding region runs from base 375 to 1373 and encodes 332 amino acids. Lineage: Eukaryota; Metazoa; Arthropoda; Insecta; Hymenoptera; Diprionidae.
CGUACGUGUAUACAUCGUGGUACAAAUCUACCAUUUGAAUCAGCGGGGAACGACGAACAUCUCGAUUCUUCAGAGAAACACGUAAAGAAAAUAAAUAAUACUACAAGUGUUAAUUAAAUCAACUUCGUAACAUUUGACAAGAAAGGUGAGGCGAUCAAAAUAGCGGCAACAAGAUUGUGUCACUGUGCAAAAAACGCGGGUUUCAUCAGUCAUAAUGAUAUGUUCAAGUUCCAACGCACAUUAAAUGAAUGAAAUUGCAUAAUUUGCGGCUAAUAAAAUUCAUCAUCCGCUUUCAAAUUCUCGUCGAUCAAACACGUUCCAACCACUUAAAUUAAAUUUAUUCUCUACACACCGAAUCGCUUUCAUACGUCAUCAUGUUCAGAGUAUUCAAAACUUGUAAUUUAUUCAAACAGAACAAAAUAUUCACAAGGAGGAUGGCUGCUGUUAAUCUCAAAUCUCUGAGUGACGAGAAAAUUUACGAAUUUUUAAACUCGUUUGACACAGUAUUAACCGAUUGUGACGGUGUAUUAUGGAUGGAGAUGACGCCUAUCAAGAAUUCUGCCGAAGUGAUGAAUAAGUUUCACGAUCUCGGCAGACAAACUUUCUACGUAACGAAUAACAGCACAAAAACUAGAGAAGAAUGCCUUGCUAAAUGUAUCGAGCUCAAUUUCCAUGCCACUAAGAACAAUAUUUUAUGCACAUCUUAUUUGGCUGCCUGUUAUCUUCAGGAUUUGGGUUUCAAAAAGAAGGCUUACGUCAUUGGAUCCGAAGGUAUAAGCAAGGAGUUGGAGCAAGUGGGAAUUGGUCAUUGCGGAGUUGGGCCAGACACGAUCGAACCAGGAGUGCCGUACAAAACGUUUCAGAAGGACCCAGAUGUCGGGGCAGUUAUUGUCGGUUUUGACCAGCAUUUUAGUUACCCGAAACUCCUGAAAGCUGCGUGCUACCUCAAUGACAAAAACGUGCAUUUUGUAGGAACUAAUACUGACGAACGAUUUCCCAUGGAUGGCGACAUCAUUGUACCGGGUACCGGGAGUUUAGUCAAAUGCGUGGAGACAUGUGCCGAGAGAAAAGCAGUAAUCGUAGGAAAGCCAGAAACCUACAUAGCUGAGGCUAUAAUAAAACGUUUCAAUAUCAAUCCGAAACGCACAUUGAUGAUCGGCGAUCGUUGCAACACUGACAUUUUACUUGGGACUAGAUGUGGUUUCAAAACUCUUUUAGUAUUGUCCGGAGUAACUUCUUUAGCGGAUGUCAAUACCUGGAAACAGUCCAAUUCUCAAGACAAGUUGGACUUGCUUCCACAUUAUUAUGUAGAUAAAUUAGGCGAUUUACUACCGUAUUUAGAAAAAUUAAAGCCCAGCAAUGAAAGUGCGUAAAAAUUUAGCUUGCCAAUUUGUACAUACCUAUAUUUCAAACUAUCAUUCUAUUUAUUCGUUACUAUAACUGCAAUAAAUAAAAAAUGUACAUGCUGCGUAAUGAACUUGCCAAAUAUUUUUCAUCUUAUUUUAUACCGUAAAUCUAAUAUUUUGUUCGAUCGUUUCGUACGAAUGAAAGUUAAUUCGCGGAGGAACAAGUGAUAAUUUGUAUGCUGUGAUCUAUAAAAAAAUAGUAGUUCACAUUAUAAAAGGGUAUAAAUAAAGUGUUUCAAAUUGUUUAAUAAUUCUAAGAAAUGUUUUUUGCAACAUUUACUUGUAGGUUGUCCACUAACUUGUGUUGAAAUGAUAAUAAAUCAUUACCAAAUA